AUGUCGAACAUCGUGGGCAUCGAGUACAACCGUGUCACGAACACCACGUCCACUGACUUCCCUGGCCACCUGGCCAACGAGGACCAUGCCUGGGACAUGGAGAAAUUCAAGUCCAAGUUCGACAUUGACAUCUCAUAUAUCGCAGGCAGAACCGCUAACUUCGACUUGAUCAACAUCGACACCUCGAUUGCCAAUGCGUUCCGUCGUAUCAUGAUCUCGGAGGUUCCUUCUGUUGCUGCCGAAACAGUCUACGUCUUCAACAACACAUCAGUUAUCCAGGACGAGGUGCUCGCACACAGAAUCGGUCUUAUCCCAUUGGACGUCGACCCCGAUGUGUUGGUCUGGCUCGACCCCUCUGUCGACGAGAAGGAGCGCUUUAACGACACAAACACCAUCGUCAUGUCCCUCGACAUCAGCUGCACACGCAAUCCUAAUGCUCCAGCUGAUGCCACGGACCCCAACGUUCUUUACAGAAACCUGAACGUGUACGCCCGUGACCUUAAAUUCGAGCCCCAGGGCCGUCAAGGCGACAUUUUCAAAAAUAAUCCUGUCCAGCCAUGUGAUCCAGACAUCUUGCUCGCCAAGUUGAGACCAGGCCAGGAGAUCUCCUUGAGAGUUCAUUGCAUUUUGGGUGUUGGAAGUGACCACGCCAAGUUCUCACCCGUUUCCACGGCAUCGUACCGCUUGAUGCCCACCAUCGACAUCAAAGAGCCCAUUGAGGGUCCUUUGGCUAAAAAGUUCCAGAAGUGCUUCCCCUCUGGUGUGAUUGGCAUCGACGACAACAACAGGGCAUUCGUCAAGGACGCCAGAAAAGAUACUGUGUCUAGAGAGGUGUUGAGACACGACGAUCUAGCAUCGAAGGUGAAGUUGGGCCGUAAGAGGGACCAUUUCAUUUUCAACGUGGAAUCCACAGGUGCCAUGGCGCCUACGGAAAUCUUCCUCAAGUCUGUCCGUGUGUUGAAGAACAAGGUGGACUACUUGAGAAACUGUCCGAUUGGCCAGUAG
Molecule: messenger RNA, 1005 nt
Organism: Candidozyma duobushaemuli
Lineage: Eukaryota; Fungi; Ascomycota; Pichiomycetes; Serinales; Metschnikowiaceae
Gene: RPC40
Product: DNA-directed RNA polymerase core subunit
Exons: 1
Coding region: 1-1005 (334 amino acids)
Biological process (GO): DNA-templated transcription
Cellular component (GO): RNA polymerase III complex; RNA polymerase I complex
Molecular function (GO): DNA binding; protein dimerization activity
Source: RefSeq, a predicted model, not a curated record